Coregonus clupeaformis (lake whitefish) is the source of this 1546-nucleotide messenger RNA. RefSeq names its product elongator acetyltransferase complex subunit 4 (gene elp4). The record is from RefSeq and is a predicted model, not a curated record. Gene Ontology annotation, cellular component: transcription elongation factor complex; cytoplasm; elongator holoenzyme complex. Bases 86 to 1327 code for a protein of 413 amino acids. NCBI's taxonomy places the organism in Eukaryota, Metazoa, Chordata, Actinopteri, Salmoniformes, Salmonidae. The transcript has 10 exons. Gene Ontology annotation, biological process: tRNA wobble uridine modification.
GUGAUUGGUUGCGACUGAGCAAUCCCAGCUCUGAUUGGGUUGAUGUAGUUCAAAACACCAACAUUCGUCACCACGAAAAGAAAGCAUGGCGGCCCCCAGGAGGAGCGUGGGUAAACCUAUCGCGGACCGUUUACCGUGCAAUACCACCAGUUUUCAGAAGAAAUCGCGAAGCAAACUAGUUUCAAUACCUGGCACGAGACCUUCGGUUCAAAAUGGGCAACUUAUUGUUUCGACUGGUGUCACAUCUCUUGACUACGUGAUUGGUGGUGGGUUAGCAGUUGGAACCCUUCUACUCAUAGAGGAGGACCGAUAUGACAGCUACUCUCGUAUGCUGCUCAAGUACUUCCUGGCAGAGGGGGUGGUGUGUGGACAUGAGCUCUACGUGGCGUCUGCUCUGGACCACCCCAAUGACAUCCUACAGGAACUCCCCGCCCCCAUCCUGGAUGACAUCGCCAGCCCCAAAACAAUGGAGGAGCAGACAAAGUCAUGUGACCCUGAGAAUCAGGACGGCAUGAAGAUCGCAUGGCGCUACCAGCACCUGCCAAAAGUACAGACGGCCCUGGCGUCCUCGUCGAGGUUCGGACACUACUACGACGUCUCCAAGACAAUGGACCCUGAGAUCUGCCAGGCGGCCAGAUGCCACGGCUUCUACCUUCCAGAACACUCCACCGCUGUGACAUCAGCACCCACCGCCACCGGCCAGAGCCCUAUGCCAGAGGCCUACUCCUCUCUGCUGAACAAUCUCCAGGAGGUCAUCCACAGGGAAGGCUUUGAUGGAUCCGUACCCCAGACCAAGUCACGGAACAUCCUACGGAUCGGGCUGCACUCGCUCGGCUCCGCCCUAUGGGGUGACGACCUGUGUUGCCGUGAAAACCCCAGGCACGGCCACGCCCUCACCACCUUCCUUUACGGCCUCCGGUCCAUGCUGAGGUCAUCGCUCUCUGUCGCUGUGGUUACCGUGCCCUCACACCUCAUCCAGAACAGAGCUCUGAUGGGCAAUAUAACCAGGUUGUGUGACACGGCCAUCGCUCUAGAGUCCUUCAGAGGCUCAGAGAGAGAGACCAACCCCCUGUACAAAGAUUACCACGGUCUGCUAGAUGUGCGCCAGGUGCCCUAUCUGAACUGCCUGGUGUGUGAUCUGCCCGACAACAAGGACCUGGCCUUCAAACUCAAGAGGAAGCAGUUCACCAUUGAGAGACUACAUCUGCCUCCAGACCUGUCAGAGACAGUGAGUCGUGUGAGCCGGGGAGAGCUGACAGGGACAGCCAUGGUGGGCUCCUCAGGCUGUGGCUCCGGCACCGCUGGCAACAAACACCUGGACUUCUAGAACCCCACUCACCAUCAUCGCCGAAGGCAACCAACACCUGGACCUGUGGAACCGCUGGGACGCCUUUGCCAUGGCAACCCGUUACCCAUGUUUACUCUGCAGACUGUUACACCACUGUCACAUUGUCAACCAUUUCCCUGCCAACCGUUUUCCUUCACCAACUGUCCAAGUGGCCUAGCAUAUGUUUUUUGAGAAGUUGAAUAAAUGUGUGCAAAUCCA